Molecule: messenger RNA, 330 nt
Organism: Drosophila hydei
Lineage: Eukaryota; Metazoa; Arthropoda; Insecta; Diptera; Drosophilidae
Product: kunitz-type serine protease inhibitor-like
Exons: 2
Coding region: 36-290 (84 amino acids)
Molecular function (GO): serine-type endopeptidase inhibitor activity
Source: RefSeq, a predicted model, not a curated record
UAACCGACGACCUGUAAUAUUGAAAACUCUUCGGAAUGAGAUACGCUGCAGUGAGUUGCAUGCUCUUUGCAUUGAUUGGCAUUGCAAUGGCCGAAAGAGAUCCUAUUUGCUUUUUGAGGCCAGCUGACAAAGGUGUAGUGGGCGGUUCCUGUCAGGUGUUCGUAUCCAGAUGGACCUACUUUCAUAUGACCAAUGACUGCAGGAGAUUCGAAUUUGGCGGCUGCAAGGGCAACGCGAAUCGCUUCGAAUCUAGAAAGAAAUGCGAGGAUAAGUGUUUGAAGAGGUCCUAAAUUAGUCUAGUGCAAAUAUCUACGAUAUAAAACUACUAAA